AUGUCAAAGCUAUUUUCCACAGUCAAUUCUGCAAGACAUAGUAUACCAUUAGGCAGCAUGAGAGAUUAUGUCCAUAUUAAAAAGUUAGAGAUGAAUACGGUCUUGGGACCUGAUUCCUGGAAUCAAUUGAUGCCUCAGAAAUGCCUGCUAAGUUUAGAUAUGGGUACAGAUUUUAGCAAAUCUGCGGCUACAGAUGAUUUGAAGUAUUCUCUCAAUUAUGCAGUUAUUUCUCGUGAUCUCACAAAAUUUGUAAGUAGGAAGAAAAAUUGGGGCUCAGUUUCCAAUCUGGCUAAAUCUGUCUCUCAGUUUGUUAUGGAUGAAUAUUCUGGUGUUGAGUAUCUGAACUUGGAAGUGCAGGCGGAUACAACACAUAUUAGAAGUGACCGCAUCUCUUGUAUCAUUCAAAAAGAAAGAAAAAACCCAAAAUUACAAGAAUAUGAUGUCGUUAGAAUAUCCAACCUGAAAAUGUUGACUUUGAUCGGUGUUUUUACUUUUGAAAGACUGAAGAAGCAGUAUGUAACAUUGGAUAUAAAAUUGCCAUGGCCAAAGAAAGCCAUGUCGGCACCUCCAGUACAAGGGAUCAUCGAUGAAGUUGUGAGGUUUGUAGAGGCUUCGAAAUUCAAGACUGUAGAAGCUUUAGUGGAGUCUGUGUCAACUAUUAUUGCUCAUGACGAGUAUUUUCAAAGGUUUCCAGAUUUGCCAUUGGUAAUUAAGGUUUUGAAGUUGAAUGCCAUCACAGCUACAGAAGGUGUUGGUGUGAGCUGUAUUCGUGAACCUAGAGAGGUUGAGAUGGCAAAUAUUACGCAGAUUUCUUCCAUAGAUGAAUCAUCUAAUAUUAAAUUUCAAUUACCUUUACUUCAAACCACCUCUGUGGAGGGAAAAGAUACAUGGAAAAAAGCAUUUUUAGCUUUUGGUUCGAAUAUAGGAAACCGCUUCGAACACAUUCAAACAGCUUUGAAAUUAUUAUCAAGGGAAAAAACGGUUAGAUUACUGAAUAUUUCAUCUAUUUUUGAAAGUGAACCAAUGUACUUUAAGGAUCAAACCCCUUUUAUGAAUGGAUGUAUUGAAUUGGAGACUUUGCUGACUCCAAAGGAGUUAUUGAAAUUGUGCAAAAAAAUUGAAUACGAAGAGUUGCAAAGAGUGAAGCAUUUUGAUAAUGGUCCUAGAACGAUAGACUUGGAUAUUAUCAUGUAUUUAAAUAGUGCAGGAGAGGAUGUUUUAGUUAAUGAACCUGAUUUGAAUAUACCGCACCCCAGAAUGUUGGAGAGGGCAUUUGUUCUUGAGCCAUUAUGUGAACUGAUGUCUCCAUGCCACCUUCAUCCUGUAACAGCGGAGCCUUUAGUAGACCAUUUAGAACAGCUAUACCAAAAACAACAUGAUGAGGAUGUCUUGUGGAAAUUGAUUCCUUUGCCUUAUUGUGGUGGGACGGAACGCAGAUUUCUUAAAUUCAAGACUGUUACGAACAUUGAUGAAUUCACUGGAGAAACAAAAAGGAUUACCAUUUCACCCACUUAUAUCAUGGGUAUUUUCAACGCUACGCCAGAUUCCUUCUCUGAUGGAGGUGAGCAUUUUACAGACAUUGAAGGUCAAUUGAAAGAUAUCAUUAAAAUGUGUAAAGAUGCCUUGCAUCUGCAUGAAAGCGUGAUUAUUGAUGUUGGAGGGUGCUCUACUAGACCUAAUUCUAUUCAGGUAUCUGAAGCAGAAGAAAUUCAAAGAUCGAUUCCAUUAAUUAAAGCCAUUAGAGAAAGCUCUGAUUUGCCACAGGAAAGACUUAUUUUAUCCAUCGAUACCUAUCGUUCUAAAGUCGCUAAAGAAGCUAUUAUAGCUGGGGUAGAUAUUAUCAAUGAUAUUUCUGGAGGUUUGUUUGACAGCAACAUGUUUUCUGUAGUUGCAGAAAAUCCAGAGGUUUGUUAUAUUUUGUCACACACACGAGGUGAUAUCUCAACAAUGAAUCAGUUGACGCAUUAUGAGGAUUUUGCAUUGAAUGAUUCUAUCCUAAAAGAGUUUAUUAAUAAUACUGACAUCCAGCAGCUAGACAAAUUGAAGGAGGGGACGAUGUUAAUUAGAAAUAUUGGUCAAGAAAUUGGGGAGAGAUAUAUCAAAGCAAUCCAAAAUGGAGUAAAGCGCUGGCAAGUUAUAAUCGAUCCUGGGCUUGGAUUUGCUAAGGACUGGAAACAGAACUUACAAAUUAUUAGACAUAUUCCCAUCUUGAAGAAUUACUCUUUCAUCAAGAACUCAAAAGAUUCCCAAGUGUACAUUAACCUCAGAAAUAUUCCUGUAUUAUUGGGUCCAUCGCGCAAGAAAUUCAUUGGACAUAUUACAAAAGAUGUGGAUGCAAAGAAUAGAGAUUUUUCCACUGGAGCAGUUGUGACAUCGUGUAUUGGAUUUGGUACUGAUUUGGUUAGGGUCCACGACGUGAAAAAUUGUUCGAAGAGUAUCAAAUUAGCGGAUACUAUUUAUAAAGGUUUGGAAUAA
This is a messenger RNA of Saccharomyces mikatae IFO 1815, 2475 nucleotides long. It is a transcript of the gene FOL1, whose product is annotated as trifunctional dihydropteroate synthetase/dihydrohydroxymethylpterin pyrophosphokinase/dihydroneopterin aldolase FOL1. The transcript has a single exon. Gene Ontology annotation, biological process: tetrahydrofolate biosynthetic process. The record is from RefSeq and is a predicted model, not a curated record. Lineage: Eukaryota; Fungi; Ascomycota; Saccharomycetes; Saccharomycetales; Saccharomycetaceae. Gene Ontology annotation, cellular component: mitochondrial envelope. Gene Ontology annotation, molecular function: dihydroneopterin aldolase activity; dihydropteroate synthase activity; 2-amino-4-hydroxy-6-hydroxymethyldihydropteridine diphosphokinase activity. The coding region runs from base 1 to 2475 and encodes 824 amino acids.